UGUAAAUCCCCUGUCAUCUCUCAUUCCAAAGAGCGAAAGACACCGGGAGAAAGAGAGGAAACGAGCAAACAGAUAAAAUCUUUUAUCACGUCAAGUCCAGCCGUCUGGAGUGUGUUUAAAUACUCAGAGCUCAAAGUGAAGACGGACACACACUAAACUCUUCAAUAAUGGCCAUGUUUGGAGGAGGUCGUGGGGCGAAAGGGGGAAAGUUCUCGGUGGAGGAUCUGUACGGGAUCAGCAAGAAGCCCAAACCCUCUUCAGCGGCAGCAAUCAGCGCUGGGGCAAAAAUAAAUGCGCAGAACCGAGCGAAGGGGCAGAAAGGAGAGACGGACGCUCUGGCGUCGCAGAUUCUGGAAGCGGCACACAGACUGGUGGAGCGCCGGCGUCUGGAGCUUUACCUCAGAGAGUGUGGCCUCAGCAUCAAUGACUGCCAGUCUGAGAGACACGCCAUGCUGUACCGAAACCUUGGGAAAUCAGGUCUUCGUGUUUCUUGUUUGGGUCUCGGCACCUGGGUGACGUUUGGAUCUCAGAUCUCCGAUGAGAUGGCGGAGAGUUUGAUGACGAUAGCCUACGAGAAUGGAGUGAAUCUGUUUGACACAGCAGAAGUUUAUGCGUCGGGCAGAAUGAAAACAGUUUUUAAUAUUUUAAAAAAAAUCUCUUUCAGACGGUCCAGUUUUGUAGUAACGACUAAGAUCUACUGGGGCGGACAGGCAGAGACAGAGAGAGGCCUGUCCAGAAAACACAUCAUAGAAGGUCUCAGAGGCUCCCUGUCUAGACUACAGCUGGAUUACGUGGAUAUUGUCUUUGCCAACCGAAGUGAUGUAAACAGCCCCAUGGAGGAGGUGGUACGUGCCAUGACGUUUGUUAUAAACCAGGGUAUGGCCAUGUACUGGGGCACAUCACGCUGGAGCGCUAUGGAGAUCAUGGAGGCGUACUCUGUAGCGAGGCAGUUCAACUUAAUCCCGCCGGUAUGUGAACAGGCCGAGUAUCACUAUUUCCAGAGGGAUAAAGUGGAGGUGCAGCUGCCAGAGCUUUACCACAAGAUCGGUGUCGGAGCGAUGACUUGGUCUCCUCUAGCAUGUGGUUUGAUCACCGGAAAAUAUAGUGAUGGUGUUCCUGACUGUUCAAGAGCCGCAAUGAAGGGCUAUCAGUGGCUGAAGGAGCGCGUCUACAGUGAAGAAGGACGCAGACAGCUCGCCAAAAUCAAAGAGCUCCAUCUGGUGGCCGACAGGCUGGGUUGCACGGCUGCUCAACUCGCCAUUGCAUGGUGUUUGCGUAGUGAAGGGGUCAGCUCUGUGCUUCUUGGUGUCUCCAAUACAGACCAACUACUUGAGAACCUCGGCGCCCUGCGGCUGCUGUCUCAGAUGACUCCUCAGACCGUGAGCGAGAUCGAUGCUCUCCUGGGCAACAAGCCUCACUCCAAGAAAGAGUCCCGCGCUUGAGGGAACCGGAGGACCACAUGAUCAUGAAGUGCAGCCAGAAAGGACAAUGAGAGAACGCAAGGGGGAAAAGACGGAUCACGGCGAACCAUGGCUUUUCUGCUCUCCCGUAUAUUCCAACACCUGCAUGCCUUCUGCAACAUGCUUCCAGCCCAUACCGCACUGCUCUGUAACCCUUCUCAAAUAUCCAGCACAACCUACCGAUCAAACACGGCUGUCCGCAACAUCACCAACGCCACCACCUUUUACAUUUUGCUUAUUCAGACAGGGUUUCAGUCUUCCAGGUGGAAGCACUGCCGUUUGUUGGAGGCCAGUGAGGAGUUCGGCGUUAUCCGCAGCCCAGAUGGAUUCUCUGCGAUUAGACUGAGGCUUUAUUUUUAUCGGCAGCUGGAAGCACUAUUGAAUUUGCCAAAUAUUUAUCAAACAAACCUGCGCCGGGUGAAUGAUGUGCGAUGAUGAUGGGCGUUCUGUGCAGAUUUUUGUUGCGUGGGCCUGGUUGUGCGUUCACGAAUUGCGAAGGAGUGUUUGUGCGUAUGCAUGCGGUGACACUUUGAAUCCGACUCUCCAUUGCUGGUGUUGCACUCAUAAAAUGGACGCCGGGCAGACUUUACACAAGGGAGGAUGUUUCAUCCCGACGGUGAGGGCGUCCGUUCACUGCCUGUCACAUUUCAUUCUGGCGGUGCAGGAGAGCGUGGCAAAGACUCCAGCGUGUGACGGGAAACAACAUGCAGCAACUUCAAACAGCUGUUUGGACACAUCACAAGUCUUCCUCCAUUUCCCUCCUUUCCAUCUCUCCUUGUGUUUACAACGGUGCACCUGUCCCUUUAAGAGAACCUGUGCAGUCGGGGGAAGGGUGUGUGAGAGCGUUCGUGGUACCUUGCAAACAUAUUCAGACCCUCACGAGUUCACUUAGGCCAGGGUUGUCCAAAGUCGGUCCUGGAGGUCUGGUGUCCUGCAGAUUUUAGCUCCAACUUGCCUCAACACACCUGCAAGGAUUUUUCUAGAAAGCCUAGUAAGAGCUUGAUAAGCUAGCCCAGGUGUGUCUGAUUGGGGUUGGAACUAAACUUUGCAGGACACCGACCCUCCAGAACCGAGCUUGGACAUGCCUGACUUAGGCCAUGUCAACAUGUGCAUGGGUAUUUUUAUUUAGUUUUAGUUUUCGCUGCUUUCGAUGUUUCAAUUCGAUUUAUCUUUAUUCGUACCCUACUUAAAAAACCAGGUUAAACCAGCCUAGGCUGGUU
Danio rerio (zebrafish) is the source of this 2680-nucleotide messenger RNA. NCBI's taxonomy places the organism in Eukaryota, Metazoa, Chordata, Actinopteri, Cypriniformes, Danionidae. The record is from RefSeq and is a predicted model, not a curated record.